This is a messenger RNA of Lactuca virosa, 396 nucleotides long. The record is from the annotation of a GenBank genome assembly. NCBI's taxonomy places the organism in Eukaryota, Viridiplantae, Streptophyta, Magnoliopsida, Asterales, Asteraceae.
AUGCACCACUUCACCCAUCUGGUUCGUUAUCCCUCUCCCUUAAUGUAUGCGAUCGACAAUGGAGAUGAUGGCCACCACUACUACUCCAUUACUCACAUGGAUUACCAUAUCACUCAUAUCUCCUCUCCGCCACCAUCGCCGACCCACGCGCCGCCCGUCAACGAUACCCAUCUGAUCCUGCUCCUUCUUGGUUCAGUCCCAAAAGGUUGUCUGAUGAUGGAUCAUGUAGGAUUUGGGAUGCUAGGCAUUCUCAAUUCAGUCCAAGAAUAUACAUUCCUAAGCCUCCUUAACCUCAACCAGGUUGCUUUGGCAAAGCAGAGAGUUGAUGAGUACAUAUAUACUCAGAUGAUGCGGGAAACUGGUGGUCAGCAGUCCAUGGUUGAUGAAAGCGAAUAG